AUGGAAGAAGAAGAAGGUGAAGGUGUUUUAGAAGACGCCCUUACCAGCCCCCUUAAUGAUUCGACCUUGAUAAGAGAGAUUAAUACCGCACUGAAUGAGGCCUACAGAGCAGAGGAAGCCUUUUGGAAGCAAAGGAGUCGUCUGCUUUGGCUGCAAUUAGGGGAUAGAAACUCUGGUUUUUUCCAUGCUGCCACAAAGAACAGGAAAAGGGCUAACGCGUUUACAGUCCUAGAAGAUACGGAUGGGAAUAUGGUCUACAAGGAGGAAGACAUUGCUAAGACUGUGGUGGAGUACUACAAGAUGAUGUUCACAUCAGUGAAGGGUGACUGUGCGGAUACAGUCCGAUAUGCGUUGCAACCUCUGAUCACGCAAGAGGAUAAUGAGGUUUUAAUCGCGAUACCUACGGCUGCGGAGAUUAAGGAAGCAUUAUUUGCAGUAAAUGCAGAAAAAGCGCCGGGGCCAGACGGUUUCUCUGCAAGUUUCUAUCAGGCUCACUGGGCAGAAGUUGGACCGGAUCUGGUAGUUGAGAUACAAGAAGCAUUCAGGACAGGGACUAUCCCAAAAGGGAUCAACGGUACACAUGUCUGUCUGAUACCGAAGAUAAAGACCCCACAAAGAGUGUCUGAUUAUAGACCGAUCGCCUUAUGUAACGUCUAUUAUAAGAUCUACUCCAAGAUCCUACAAAGACGGCUGCAACCGCUGCUCGAGAAGAUUAUCUCGGAAAAUCAAUCUGCAUUCGUCCCCGGCAGAGCUAUAGGAGAUAACAUUCUCAUCACUCAUGAAGUGCUUCAUACUUUGAAGACAUCAAAAGCGGCUAAGAGAGUAUCAUUGGCGGUAAAGACGGAUAUGAGCAAGGCAUACGACCGCUUAGAAUGGGAUUUUAUUUCCACGGUGCUUGAGAGGCUCGGAUUUCACCAUCUUUGGAUUGGUUUGAUCAUGCAGUGUAUCUCAACAGUUACAUACUCUUUCCUCAUCAACGGUUCGCCUAGAGGAAAGGUCACACCGAGCCGAGGGAUUCGCCAAGGCGACCCCCUAUCACCCUACAUAUUCAUACUAUGUAGUGAAGUGCUCUCGGGACUUUGUAGCAAAGCACAAGUGGAAGGGCGCAUGCGAGGCUUUAAAGUUGCUCGGGGGAGUCCCCGAAUCAACCAUCUCCUCUUUGCGGACGACACAAUGUUCUUCCUAAAUGCGGAUAAAGGAUCAACAGAGGAACUGAAAGCUAUACUGAGCAGAUACGAGAAGGCGUCCGGGCAGUCGAUAAACAAGGAGAAGUCAUCCAUCACCUUCUCCCGGAAGGCGCCAAGGGAGCUUAAGCAGCGAGUUCACUCUGAGCUUCAGAUCCAGAAUGAAGGAGGGGUAGGAAAAUAUCUCGGCUUGCCGGAACACUUCGGAAGACGUAAGAGAGAUCUCUUUACAUCUAUAAUAGAAAGGAUCAAGCAAAAAGCAGAGGGCUGGUCCACUAGGUUCCUCUCGCCUGCAGGGAAGUUGGUGAUGCUGCAGAGCGUACUCACCCCAAUCCCGUCUCACGCGAUGUCAUGUUUUAAAUUGCCCGUGUCCCUGUGUCAGCGUAUCGAGACAGCGUUAAAACGCUUCUGGUGGGAUGAUCGAACCGGGAAGCGUAAAAUGGCCUGGAUCUCCUGGCCGAAACUAACGCUUCCAAAGAGUAACGGUGGACUGGGAGUUAGAGAUAUCCAGGCUUUCAACGAGGCCUACCUAGCAAAAAUCAGCUGGCGCUUACUGGAGAAGCCGCACGGACUGCUUGGCAGAACCCUCCUAAGCAAGUACUGUCCCGAUGGGAACUUCCUGGCAUGUUCCUCUCCAAGCUCAGCCUCACAUGGUUGGCACAGUAUACUUGCGGGGAGAGACCUAUUGAAUAAAAACCUUGGCUGGGUAAUAGGGGAUGGGAACAGUAUAAACAUAUGGGAAGAUCAAUGGCUAAGCCUCGACUCGCCAAUCAGGCCUAUGGGACCCGCAACGGAGACCUCGGCUAACCUACUAGUGAAGGACUUAAUACUACCAGGGUCAGGUGAAUGGGACAGAGCAAGAAUCCAACAGAUACUACCAUUCGAAGAGGAGCGCAUUCUAUGCCUACAGACGAGUAAGAACGGAGCUCCGGACGUCCUGAGAUGGUUGGGAACUAGUUUAGGACAAUACUCCGUAAAAUCAGGCUAUCUUGUAGCCAUGGCAGAGAUGACAGAAGAGAUACUAGAAGGGGAAGCGAUCAUGAAUUUUGAUUGGAAGAAGACAGUGUGGAACCUGAAGCUAGCACCGAAGGUAAAGAUGUUUACUUGGAAAAGCCUCAAAGGUAUAAUACCGGUGGGAGUAAGGCUUCAGGAGCGUCACUUAAAUGUCGACCCAAAAUGUAAACGCUGUGGAAUCUCAGAAUCUGUCAAUCACCUCUUGUUCCAUUGCCAGUUUGCCCGAGACGUGUGGAAUCUUUCCCCACUUGAAGGUGGCUUUGAUAUUAGCGGAUUGACAGAUUUGAGAGAGGAUUGGACGACAUUACAAGCACAGAAGACUCUUCCCCCAACGGGAAUUACCUUUACCCCGCUAGUACCAUGGAUUAUGUGGUCGCUCUGGAAAAGCCGUAACAAAUUCGUGUUUGAAAAUUUUGCUGGGAAUCCAGCGGACACGUUAUCACAGGCUAUUGUUGCAGCUAGAGAGUGGGAGAAAGCUCAGGAACUGGUAGAGAAGGGACUACAUGUAACUCACCAGAUCCAAGAGGCCCAAACGGAGGUGGUGAUGAGAUCGGACGCUGCCUGGUCGAACAAUAGCAGGAGGGCGGGGCUAGGAUGGAGCAUGAGGAGUCGAGACCAGUGUGACCGAGGAGGAAGAGGCUCUAGCUUUAUCUCCUCGCCCUUGGUAGCAGAGGGUUUAGCUCUGAGAGAAGCGGUGAGUUUUUGUCGCAGCAAGGGAGUAACAAGUGUGAGAUUUGAAGCGGAUUCAGCUCAGCUGGUUAAGGCCAUAAAUAGCAAAGAACCACCACUCGAACUCUAUGGUAUUGUGGAAGACAUUCGAUAUUUAGCUGUUGCUUUUGAUGUUGUUGUUUUUGUUUGGAUUCCACGGGAAAGAAACGGGGAAGCAGAUUCUAUUGCCAAGAGGGCUCUGGCCUUGUAUGAACAAGAAGUGGUUGGGGAUGAAUUAAUGCCCCCACCAGUUUAG
This is a messenger RNA of Brassica rapa (field mustard), 3162 nucleotides long. RefSeq lists its product as uncharacterized. Lineage: Eukaryota; Viridiplantae; Streptophyta; Magnoliopsida; Brassicales; Brassicaceae. Gene Ontology annotation, molecular function: RNA-DNA hybrid ribonuclease activity; nucleic acid binding. The record is from RefSeq and is a predicted model, not a curated record.